AUGUCUGCGCCAGAUAUCGCUCAGUGCUCGGUCGCGAGAAUGCCACGCCACGCCGCGCAGCCCAUGAUUUCCGAAAGUACAUGCUCGCGACCCGGUGACGAGCAGCCGACCGAGGACUCACGUUGUAGCUCUGUGGUGAUGGAAACCGGCGCUUCGAUGAAGCAGGACCAGGAAGCCUACUGCAUGUUUGUCAAGGACUGCGACACGGGCUCGCAGCUCCGCAAGGCCAUCUCUCACCUCUUUGGACGCAACAAGGCGUGCACGCUACGCAUCCCCAAGCAUGUUUGGGUGUAUUACUGCCGCAAGCACUACCAGCGGAUCCGAUACCGCAACGCGAAGACGUAUCCCCUCAAUCAGAUGGAGCUCGUUAAGCUGCAGAUUGUGCGUCUGCAAGCGUGGAGCGAGAAAAACAGGAAUCAAAACAGCGGCGCCUACAUCCGCAUGUGGACCUUGUCUCUACGUAAGCGUGAGCAGAGUCGCAUUGAAAACGGCGGCGGCGCCGAGGACCCUGUUGUCCACGACGCCCGCAGCAGCGCAGGUACCGCCGUGCCGGAUUGGCUCAUCCAGCGCGUCGCUUCCGGCUACACGACGGAGGCGAUCCUCGAGGUGGCCGAGCGUCUGCACAAGGAAAUUAAGGAUGGCCACCUCGCUCAGGUGCCCGAGAUUGAGUUCCUCCCGGAUAUUGUCGAGGCCGACUCCGGUGCCAGCUCAAAGUCCUCGCGUAACGGCCGUCGCCAGGGUCGCAUGGCCAGCGGUGCCAGCAGUGCCAGCGGCAUCAAGACGCCCAAGCGAAAGGCGCCCGAGUCGCUCGACUUUGGCCGACGCGAGUCGUCAGUCUACUCGGACGGCCGCGGCGGCGAGUACUACCCGCCACCCCCGGCACAACACAACCUCCACCAUCACCAUCACCACGGCCACUACCACCACCAAGCACCGGCAGGUGAGGAAAGCUACGACGUGGUCAGCCCCUCGGGCAAGCGCGCUCGGCUUGUUCGCGGCCCGGCGCCUGCCCCGUAUGGACCCCUACGGCCCGACUCGGCGCAGCUGCCGCCGCUGGCGUCUGCCUUGUCGUACGGCGAGAUGCAGCCUCCGCAGGCCGCCACCCGCGCGCCCAACGUGGUGGUGCCGAGGAUCCAGCCGCCCGCGUAUCGUCGCGGCAGCCACCACAGCUACGGAACGGCCUCGCCACCUGAUGGCUACUAUCCCGGCCAGUCCAUCCCUGGCGGUCCGCCGCGCUGGGACAGCUACGAGUCAUCGCCACACUCUGCGCGGAGCGACGGCGCCUACGCCCUUAGCAGCGGCGAGUUCCGUCACGGCGGACCGCCGCCACCUGCUCCGCACCAACCCCUGCCGCCGAUCAGCGCCCAGCUCGAAGGCCGGUUCCCGCGCUCCCACGCCCAGCACGACCAGCAUCGCGGUGGCAGGCCACACCACUGGCGGUCCGCAAGCGCGUACGUCCCUGGCGAUCAUAACCACCGCGGGGUGGCGCCGCCGAUGCCUCCGGGGCGGCCGCUGAGCUCGGGCCACGAAGCCCCGCCGGUGCCUGGUUACGGCCGCGAGUAUGAGCAGGUACCACCGCCGCCUCCGCAUCACUACGGGUCGGAGCAUGAGCAGUAUAGCUAUGCAUGGCCGCGGGGGCACCAUCAGCCGCCUCCUCCGCAUGCACCUCGGCACGCCGGACCGCCGCCUGGGCACGUUGACGAAGCAUGGAGCCGCGAGGGACGAGCUGUUUACGGGGGACGCCCAUGA
This is a messenger RNA of Cordyceps fumosorosea ARSEF 2679, 1749 nucleotides long. RefSeq lists its product as hypothetical. Lineage: Eukaryota; Fungi; Ascomycota; Sordariomycetes; Hypocreales; Cordycipitaceae. The record is from RefSeq and is a predicted model, not a curated record. The transcript has a single exon. The coding region runs from base 1 to 1749 and encodes 582 amino acids.